This is a messenger RNA of Vicugna pacos (alpaca), 3068 nucleotides long. The record is from RefSeq and is a predicted model, not a curated record. Lineage: Eukaryota; Metazoa; Chordata; Mammalia; Artiodactyla; Camelidae.
ACAAAACAAAUAAGAUGGACCAAAACAAAAAAAUGAGAGGUCAGGUGAGGGAUGGGCAGAGGGCAAGGGUACAACCGGAAGUAAGGGGACGUGGAUGGGACUAGUUCAGAGGUUGGAUGUCAGGGCUGUGAGUGGUCGGCAGAGAGUUGAAGGAGGCCUGCCUCAUUCCCCAAGCUGCUGACCCAGGGUCUCACCAGGGCCUGGAUGAGGCAACUCCCUGGUAGGACCCUCUUUAUCCCCUAGCCCACCAGGAUUCUUCAGACUGAGAGAGGUUGGAAAGGCUAGAAGGGAAAGGGGAGGAAAGAAUAAAAUGGAAGAGGUGAGGCCUCCUUCCCGGUCUUGAUGCUGACCAGCCCUGCCUCCUUGGCUGAAAGCCUGUGGGGCUCCCCUGAACCCAACCAAGGCAGCAGCGCAGCCAGUCCUGGCCCCUGAGGGCUGUCUGGGCCUUCCAUACCCCUCUGCAUACCUUCCCUGCAGGGCUGGACUCCAGCCACAGCCCUCGGGGAAAAGUGUGGCUGCAGCUACAGCUCUGAGCUUAGAUAAUUCUCAUGUCAGCCCUGUCAUUCCCACAAAGGAGAAGAACAGAUGCUCCUGCCAUCAGCCAUAACCUCCUCACACAAGCUCCAUGUAAAGUUCUCCUGUCGCCAUGCCAUUCAGCUCUCUGCCUUGGACCUGGUACCCUGCUCUCUACCUUCACGCCCACCCAGUAUGAUCUCGGAGAUCUACAGAGGGAUCCUCCCUGAGCUCCUUCCCUGGCUCUGGGCCCCCUUUAGGACAUAAAGGUGUUUCCUCAAGUCUAUCCAUCUACCUCCGGCCUUCCUGUUCUGUGUUCAGUGCAUUUGGAGCAAUAGCAGAUGGUCCUUAAGCUGCAUAAGGGGAACAGAUCCCCAGUACCUCUCUCCCCAAGCUGCCUCCCUCCUGCUAGAGUCCCCCAUGUCCCCAGCUGCCCAGAAGGAGUUGGGCUCACCCAGCAGCAACACUGCUUCUCAGGCUCCCCGUCCACACAUGGUGACUGAGGUGCUGCUGCAAUUUCUUUGGCACCAGCGCCAUGUUCUCCUCCAGCUCAGUUAAGAGGAGGCAGGGACGUCUCUUCCUCAGGGGGAGUGGCUGUAGGAGCACCAGAUUGUGAGCAGCUGCAGAAGGCCCACUGCCCUUCUUCUCCCACCGUGCCCAGGCUGGGGCUGUCCCUGUCUGGCCCCAAGAGCCCAUCUCCCUUACAUUCACAUCCCCAGUGGGGGCCGUCAGAUGGGAAAUUAGAUCUUCAGAGCUGCUCUCCACUCCUCCUGUUCCACCUUCAGCUCUUGCUACCCAUAUUACUCCUUCCCUCAUCUCUCUGCAACCCUGACUUUGACUGUACUCCACCACCCACUGGCUCAGAGGGGCUGCCACUUGGGGGUGGGGGCUCUCCUGGGAGUUGGGAGAGCGGUAGCUUUCUCCUCCUGCCAAGAGCUUCUUGGUGCAUGGCCUGGAUCUCCCCCUGCCCGUCACCCAUGAGAGCUGUCUUGUCUCUGAAGGCAUAGCCAGCCCAGCCAAGAGGAAGCACUUUAGCAAUAGCGAUCCCUUCCCACGUGCUUUCAGAGGAUAAGCAUCUUGGGGAUGGGGACUAGGACAGGACAGAGGGCUAGGUUUAGAGUCUGGGGGUGAGUGUAAUGGAAGAAAAUGAGGCUAAUAGCUGGGGUUGGGAUUAGGCAUGGGGCUAGGGUAGGUGGGAACUUGCUGUGGGGAGCUCUGCAGUGUGGGGAGCCAAAAGGGGAAAAGGAACAUCAUGUUCCCAUCCUGCCCUCUUUCCCCUAAACAGGUUUUGGGAACUGGCAGAACAGGAGAUCGCUGAUCAUGCCCAAUCACCGUACUUCCUUAAAGGCCCCAGGCCCUUAAAUAACCCUGACCUCAGACCCCAGCAUCUUCCCCUUUAGGCAGCAGGCUUUGGAGUGGAGAGCUGGUCCUUACGCCCUGUCAUGGGGCUCUGCCACUUUGCCACUCAGGCGCUGGUCCUGUUGGUGCUGCUGGAGCCUCUGGCCCAGGUGGAUACCCAGAAGAUGAUAAGAGCCCAGUUUGGGGACCAUCCCAGAGCCUGCAACUCCAUCCGCUUCCUCCUGCUGCCUGCACUCCCUCUCAGCCACUGUAUCCAGUUCUCACAGAAACAGCAUCAAGUGUGCAGAGACAGGCGGCUUGAAGUCGGCAGCACGAAGUACCCGUCCGAGAAGACUAUAGCCUGGGCCAGAUACCCCCACAGGAUGGACUCGCUGCAGAAGCAGGACCUCCGGAGGCCCAAGAUCCAUGGGGCAGUCCGGGUGCCCCACUACCAGCCGCCCACGCUGGCCUCGCUGCAGCGCUUGCUGUUGGUCCGACGGGCUGCCAUGCUGAGCCACAUCAAUGAAGUCUGGCCCAACCUCUUCCUGGGAGAUGCGUAUGCAGCCCGGGACAAGUACAGGCUGACUCAGCUGGGCAUCACGCACAUCGUGAAUGUUGCUGCGGGCAAGUUUCAGGUGGACACAGGUGCCAAGUUCUACCGUGGAAUGCCCGUGGACUACUAUGGCAUCGAGGCUGAUGACAACCCAUUCUUCAACCUCAGUGUCUACUUUCUGCCUGUUGCUCGAUACAUCCGAACUGCCCUCAGUGUCCCCCGAGGCCGCGUGCUGGUACACUGCGCCAUGGGGGUGAGCCGCUCUGCCACAGUUGUCCUGGCCUUCCUCAUGAUCUGCGAGAACAUGACGCUGGUGGAGGCCAUCCAGACAGUGCAGGCCCACCGCGAUAUCUGCCCCAACUCAGGCUUCCUCCAGCAGCUUCAGGUUCUGGACAACCGACUAGGGCGGGAGACGGGCCGGCUCUGACCUGGUGGCAGUCAGGAUCCCAGACUCAACCGACCAGCCUGGCCCUGGGGACAGCAGUCUCUGCUGUUCCCAGUGACCUGCAGAUGUAAAUAGCAAGUCGGGGCUUAGCUGAGGCAGAGGCAGGGAGAACUGGCUGGUGACCUUUAGCAGGUGGAUUUCCCUGACCCAAUCCAAAGAUUCUUUAUGCAAAAGAGAGUUCAGUCUGUCUCUAUAAUAAAAGGUUCAUCAUAAUAAAGA